UCUUCUUGAACAAGAUCGGGCCGGGCAAGAUGUGCGCGUUCAUGCGUGAACAGCCCCUUGACACUCAGCAAGGCGUCUGCGAGGGUGACAGCGGCGGCCCGAUGGUUUACAAGAAUCGCGUGGUGGGCAUCGUCAGUUACAGCAAACGGGGCUGCAACGACAGCUACAAACCGGCGGUCUAUACGAGGGUCUCGGCCUGGUACCACUUCAUCGAGAACGCCAUGUGGGACAACGUCGGCAACGCGGGCGUAAGGCGAUUGAAGAUCAAGCCCUUGGAAUUCGAUUAUAAAUUCAUGAAGAAAAUGAUGCGGUCAAGAAGAAAACAGAAACCGAACAGUAUUUAA
Trichogramma pretiosum is the source of this 344-nucleotide messenger RNA. Its product is annotated as trypsin-like. Lineage: Eukaryota; Metazoa; Arthropoda; Insecta; Hymenoptera; Trichogrammatidae. The record is from RefSeq and is a predicted model, not a curated record. The transcript is spliced from 2 exons. Gene Ontology annotation, molecular function: serine-type endopeptidase activity. Bases 30 to 344 code for a protein of 104 amino acids. Gene Ontology annotation, biological process: proteolysis.